CGUUUGGCACUGGAGUGCGUUCAAUCAACAACAACUUCUUUUUCUCUUGCCAAAGCUGGCUUUUCUCUUGCCAAAGCUGGCUUUUCUCUUGCCAAAGCUGGCUUUUCUCUUCCCAAAGCCUGUCUUCCACUUGCCGAUACUUCGCCUACUUGCUCAAUGAAGACAGCUGCAGUGUCACUCUAUCAAGAAGAACUUGCCAAGAACAAGGAAAAAUUAAGGAUCACAAACCAGCGGCUCGCAAACGCAAACGUGAAGCUCUCCUGCAUCAAAACACCGGAUCCAGUGAAACGGAGAAUGGAUACUUUUGAUGACGAUGAUGACGAACCAGUAGCCAAACAACUGAAAUUUGGCAUAGAAUUGCCAUCUCCUUUACCAACGCCAAGUCAAGGAGUUGAUGACAUGGAGGACAUGGAGCAAGAGAAAGACUAUUCGCCAAAAACCAACAAUGAUCAUCCCCUUUUUGAUGCUUUGGCUCAACCAACUAGCAGUGAGGUGGCUACUAAAGCCAGUUUGAAGGGAUUGCGUUUAUGUCAUGCCAUCGAAAGUUUGCACACUCUCCAAAAGCUGAAUACUAGGCAAUUGCACAGUUCAAACAUCAGUGAUGACGACGUGAUACCUAAAAAGGAAAAGUCUAAACUUCGAUACUGCCUUGAACUGGCAGACUAUGUAAUCACUGAAGAUCAACGGGCUGAGCUUGCAACAGUGGGAUUGUCAGAGGUUGUUGUAAAACAAUUGGCUUAUGAUAUUGAAUUGUCAUCUUUCAAUAAGUUGUAUGAGUUUGAAGGCUCUGAUAUUGGUACUGCAACAAAAAGCAAAAGACUUGUUAGAGCAACAAAGACAGUGUCAGCGAUGGCAGGAAGGGUGCAUAAGUACAAAACAUUAUUAGCAAAGAACACCACAAGCCAAACGGCUGCCAGAGAGGUUGCGCAGAUUUCACUGAUUGAGCGUCAAGAGUAUCUGACAAGAGUGCAUUCUAACAAGAAUCCAGCAGAUGAAGCAAAGCCCCAGAAAGCAACCUUCUUUUCUUCUUGGAGUGCCAAUAGGAACAAUACAAAAGGUAGAUAG
Messenger RNA from Cylindrotheca closterium, 1065 nucleotides. The record is from the annotation of a GenBank genome assembly. NCBI's taxonomy places the organism in Eukaryota, Bacillariophyta, Bacillariophyceae, Bacillariales, Bacillariaceae.